AUGCCCCUUGCUUGCCGCAUUGUGAUUUGUGAUCACAUUGGUGCCAUUAACUCCGCUAAAUACACUCUCCUCCAACAAGUUCAGAGUCUGAAUUCAUGGAUCUCCACCGCCGAGAACAUCCGCCAGGCUGCCGAGGAAAAGGCCAAGGAAGCCUACGACAAGUUGAAGGUUAAUAAGACUCUGAGUACCAAAAUCGGGGAGAUUGUUAAAGCAAAUGAGAAGAUUAAAGAUGUUCAUGGAAAGCUUGAUGGUGUCCAUACAAGUUUGGGAGCGUGGAAUAAGGAGGCCGGGAAAGUGCUUCAAGGGGCGAUUGGAAAUGCUCAAGAUGUUCAUGAUGCGUUGAAGGAAGAUAAUAGUAAGCCGGAAUCCAUUGGUCAAAAUGUGAAAAACAUUGAAACUGCUAAAGGACAAAUUGAGCAAGCCAAUAAAGCUCUUGCCACUGAAGUUGCCAAUUUAGGUAACUGGAGGGAUGCCGCCAAGGAAGUUAUUACCAAGGCGGAUCAGAAGUGUGAUCAGAUACUUAAGAAAGUUGGUAAAAAGUCGAAUAAUAAUAAUGAUGUUGUAAUUAAAAAGGAAGCAGACGCAUUGAAGCAAAAAGCGGAGAGCCUUUUGACCGCUUACAGCCAGGCGUAUCCUAAAGUAGAAGGUUUGAAAAAGCAAGUUGAAGCUGCCAUCUCACAGUUGGAAACCGGCAUGAAAAAUGAUUUGGAUAGGCUGCAAAAGGAUAUUGUGAGCAAGAUGAAAAAGCAUGUUGGUGAGAUGCUUUUGCAGAUUAAGGGGCAAGUGGAGAGCAUUAAGGGGAGUGACACAAGUAGUUGGAGUGGCGAAACUCCAAGUGGUCUGGAUGGCAUUGUCGCUGGAGUGCAAAAAUAUGCGGAGGCUUUUCGCAACAAUAAUUUUGCAGAAAUUGCCAAGGGCUGGCUGGAAGCCACAAUUUUGAGGUACAACGGCACCGUGCGGAGGAUACUCGGUAAGAAGGAUGCGUAUGAUGAGAAGAGUGAGAAGGAUGACAUCAGCGCUUUCGCCAUUGGAAUGAAAGAGAAGCUUAAUGCAGAUGUUAUUGGUAUAGCCAAAUUGGCGUUCGAAGGUGUUAAUACAGUCAGCGGGAGCAUUCAUACAAAUAUCAACGCCGUUAAAACAGCUUGUGAGGCGUUUGCCAACGCGCUCGAUAAGGAACUUUUGCAGCAGGGAAAUAAAAUAGUCAAUAAGGUUAAAGAGGAAGCGUUGCCAUUGGGGAAACUCGUAUCUAAGAUUACAAGAUGCGUCUGCGAGUGCGGUAAUUGCAACAAGCCAAACUGUGGCAAAAAAGCCGCCGCGGAAUUGAUAAUGUGCGCGCUGACAUCUACAGUGAGACAGGUCGGCAACGAGCUUGAAUCUGUAUUUCUAGGCGGCGGUGCAAAGGUGGGCGAUGGAAAAAGCAUCGCACAAGAAUUGGACAGCGUCGUCGGCCUGACUAGGACGCUGAGUGAUAAUCUUCAAGCGGCGGAAAAAGAGGCGAGAAAAGUUCCACAACUUCCCACCCCCGACAACCAGGACAACAAUGAAAUUUUGAAGAAAGUCAAUGAGAUUAAGACGGAAGUCAACAAGGGAAUGAAGCAAGACGCUGGUCAUGACCUAAAUGUUAAAGCCGAAUUUGAAUCUAUUAUGAAGGAUUAUAAGAACAAGAGAGAUAAAGGAGCAGAAGCAGGCGGCCUCUACAAACAACUAACCGAAAAAGAUAUCCCCAACGCGAUGAAGCCUUUCCAAGACAAGGCUGGUCUCAGCGGUACAAAUGAAGUCUCCAGUCAAAAACAAGCCGUCAACUCCGCCCUCGAAAAAAUCACCGACGAGCUCAAAGCCAUCGCGUGGUUCGUGGAUAAAAGCAAGAACAGUAAGCCCGGCGAUUACAAAGGUCAGGACGAUGAUGGCAUCAAGCAGCACCUGAAGAAAUUGGAAGAUGCUCUUGACAAGAGCGGUUUGGAUGGAGCUGAAAAAGGCCUCGACGCAAUCAGACUGGCGAUCCACGGUCUGCAACAAGGGACGUUUACUGACAAACCCGCUGCAAUCGAAGGAGCCGUCAAAGCAAUUAGGCAGCAGCUUGGAGAGCUUAGAGGGAAGUUGAAGGAUGAAAAUGGCGCCCCUAAAGAUGGUGUUAUUGACGAGUUGGAAGAUUUGAAGACUGCCGGUGUCGAAGGUAAAAAUGGUUGGAAAGUCACUGAGGGUCUGACGAAAAUACAGGAAGACCUUAAAAAGCAGAAUAAUAUAUUGCCCAUCCAAACGAAAAUCAUUGCAGAAUCGCUUGAUAUAGUCUUUAGAGAAAUGAAGGGCGUGCUUGGGCAAAUAGGAAUGAAAUUAGAUAAUAUCUUCAUUCCAGAUGACGUCAUGGAUAAUUUGACAUUAUUAAAAUACAAGAUUGGUAUGAAUGGGUCAAAAGAUAGUGACAGUCUGCAAAAUAUUAAAAAUAUAAUUAGUGGACUGCAAUCCGGUGAAUUUACUCAGAAACCGGAACAAAUUGGCAUAGCCAACGAAGCAAUCAAAACAGCACUCAAAGCGCAGAUGAGCACGCUGGACAACGACGUCAUCAAGACGCUGAGUGAAUUGAUGACCAAAGGGAUGAGUAACGAGGCAAGUUGGAAUGAUGAUAACAAUGCUAAGGGCUUGGAGAAUAUUAUUAGUGAACUUAGCAAUCAACAAGGCAUAUUGACCAAACAGCCCGAACAAAUUAACCAAGGCGUCAACCAGAUCACCAAGGAGCUUGACGAUCUGAGGAGUGAGUUGCAGGGUGAGGAAGGCGAAAAUGCAGAAAAAAGAGGCGUGAUCAAGAAUAUGGAAUUUGUGAUAGAGAAGAUUGGAACAAAUGAUGACGAUAAGGAUUGCCUCAAGAAAAUCAAGAAAGACAUUGAAGAGCUCAAUAGGGACACAGUCCCCAAGGUCACUGAACACCUUGAUAAGCUCUGCGAAGCCGUUCAAACUGCAGGAGCUUACGCCGGUUGGCAUCUGGGCCAGUUGGAAACUCCGCAUAUUAACGAAAAACUUGAAAAAAUCAAGAAUGGCAUCCACACCCUACGCAUAGAUGACCUCCAGGCGGCCAUCGCCAUGUGCGCUGACUUCCUCACCAACGCCGAUUACAUAAAAUGGGAGAAAGUGGAAAACAUUGAACGCUUCGUAGACAAGGAGAUAGAAAAUGCAAUCGCGGAGCUCACCAAGCAGGCGCGGCGGGACUACGUGGAGUCCGCGAAGGACGCGCUGAAACACUUCGCCGCCAAGGUGGCCGAGGAGCUGGGGGAGCUGCCCGGCGAGAUAAACAGGGAUCUCUUCGUGGGCUUCAAGGGCUUCAUGAAAUACGUGUACGGACAUUUUGAUAACCUCGAAAGCGUGAUGGAAGAGAAGGAAAUUCAAGCAUUGUCCUCCGCGUUCCAGAAUUUCUUCGCGCCGCUCGACGAGUAUCUCCGUGAGGAGAUUGAGAGAGUGAAGAAGCAGAGUGACGACGAAAAGAAUCCCUCACUGCCGAAGUCGGAAGAGCCCUACGCCGCCGAGUGGGACGCCGUGCACAGCGAUGUCAACGCCCUGCUCAAUUACCUCUGCGUGACGCAGGGCUUCGACGACAGGCUGCGAGGCCUGCUCCACAACCUCACCGACGCGCUCACACAGCUGAGGCCGCAGGGCUUCCAGAAGCCCUCCACUCCCACGCUGGACUCCGUGAGCAGGGGACUCAGUGCCUUCGCCGGUGAGUUCGGCGGUGCGUACAUCUCCACUUACUCGGGCGCGGAGUGCCGGGAGGCGGACGCCGACAAGUACGCCAAGGUAUUGCUGAGCUUUAUUCCGAUGGCGCACAAUGGGCUCACCAACCUGGCUGCCAAAUGCGGCACCAACUGGCGAGGCAAUAAGAUAUGCAAGAUCACCGGCGACGGCAGGGACAACGGCCUGGGCAACUACCUAACCAAAUGCGGCUACACAGUGUCACCCACCGACGGACUCCAGGUGGGGGAAUUGCAAAACCACGGCGACAUGAACGGUGAGCAAAUUCAUGCUUUGCUUAACUCCCCAGUUGAUGUCAGCGUCAAAAUGCUGAUCGACGGCAAGCCUGCGGAAAACGGAAUUAAUGUUGUCAACUUAGUUGGUCUUCUUCAUAACAUGGUCUGUCGCUACCUCCAGGUCUGCCACCUUAAAGUACACGAAUCGCCCAGGUACCCCUGCACGGUGAGGGACAUGUUGUCUUGGCUCUCAGGCCUGCAGUACACUCCGGUGGCGGACAAACUGCCUGACCACUGCAGGGCGUUGCUCAACCGCAAGUGCGACGAUAACGAUGUCCCCAACAGGGACGACGCUGUCAUGGCACAGUGCAUCAACGGCCUGCCCUACACUAUCGCAGAAGCGUGUUCGUACGCCAACUCAUUGCUCGUAACCAUACAGGGCCGCGGUCGCGGCUUUGACCUCGCCGCCUACCCCUACUCCGUCGACUUCGCCAACAACACCGCACAGCUGUACUACCCGGCCGACCCCGACGAGCUGCUGGAGAUGAUGAGACGGAUAAUAUGCCGCCUGUGCUCAGUGCUCUAUUUCCUCUACUCCCAGUGCUGCCGUGCCACCGCCGAAACCAAGGGCUGGCGGGAAUGCCACUACGGCCGGCGGGUGCCGUACUCCCACUGGCAGUGUAACACCUACGACAACCAGGCCACCGACGCAAGUCACAACUGCCCGCCCACAUCGCCGCUGCAGUCCUUCCUCACCGACAGCUGUCCCAACCUCCUGCCGCAUAAGCUCAGUGUAGUUGACAAUGCCAUCGAAUGUGCCGACUGCCCUGCCAACCUACCAGGCCAACAGUGCCUCACCCCGCUCGGCUUCUGGGACCUUGGCCUCGCUGCCUCAGUAGAGCGCACCGGCAGGGAACUUGCGAAGUCUCUUGGUUACCUCUGCAGUGACGCCGACGCCUGCCUCUUCCAACUCUGCCGAACUCUGUGCUUGCUCUGCCCCGCAGCACCGCAGUCACUCGGCGACGUGUUUGCGCUGUUCUUCCAAAUGCUCAGAGUGUGGGAUCACGAAUCGUCCCGGCGUGCGUACUCUCACCAUGAGAGUUACCUAACGCACCUGAACGGUGACGCUAUCAACGGACUAUUCCCGCUGUGGAAACAGCUCCACUGCAGUUACCAGAACAGCAAUCUCACCGAAGCCCUCAAGGCACUCGCCGGCCAUGACCAUAACAACUCAGGGCACAAUGCCCUCUCAAGCCUCUCCGCCGAGCCGCCGUGUCAAUCACCCAGUGGAUGCGCCCCCUUCCUCCAAUCGCUGUCGCUGCACGCCAACCACACCUUCCCGCAGAAGCACGCACAGCUGUAUGUCUCGUGGAUAGUGUGGCUGGCAUGGCAGCUGUGGGAGCUGCUGGAGUCCCUGCUGGACGCCUUGAACAACAUCGACUGCACGGCCCACGGCUGUGCCACGUGCCUCUGUCAGCCAAGCAACCACAACGACAAGGACUCCUGCCACUGCCCGUCACUCGUCGAAUGUGGCGGACCUCUGCCGACACUCUACCGCUACGGAUUCACGUAUCGCAACGCCCACGUCCUGCUCGCCGGCAGCCAGAAGAUACGGUGCAGUGACCUCAACGACCAACUCACCAAGGCACUCCACUCCGACCACUUCACUCAACUGUUCCACCAGAUCGACCAACUCCUCUACACCAUCCGUGCCCCCUUCCUCUUCUGCCUCGCAGCGCUCUGGCUCACCGCCACGCUCUACAUCCUCGUCAUGCUCCUCUACCGCAUGGACGUGCUGCGCAUCCGCUCCCACCUACUCACCACCAGGGCCUCUCACCUCAUCGACGUCAAGGCUUUGCUCGCCGGCAGCAGGAGAAUGCUCUCACUCCACAAGGACUGGAUUGAGGCUGCGGACGCCGCCGUUAAGGCGGCUAAGGAGAAGGCGGAAGAUGUACAUGGAAGGUUGGAUCAUAAUAAAAAAGACCAACACGAUGGUACUGUGAUUGGCCAAAAUAUUGAGAAAAUUAAGCAAGCUAAAGACAAAGUUAGUCAAGUUGACGAUCAGUUGAAAUGUAUUCACACCGAUUUAGGUAACUGGAAAGAUGCGGCGCACAGUGUCCUUGGCACAGCAGUUGGGAAGGCUACGGAGGUGCAUGGGAGGUUGAAACCGGAUGGUAAGGAUCCGAAACAUAUUCUUGGUCAGAACAUUAAGGAGAUUGGAGAACGUAACAAGGAAAUCCAGACAGCAAAUUCAACUCUUGGAAGGGAAGUAGCGGCUCUGGGAAAUUGGAUUGAUAGUGCGGAGAAGAUUCGUGAAAAGGCCCAGAAAAUGGCUCAAGAGGCCCAUGACAGGCUGAGAGAAUUCCAUGAAGGCACUAAAACUAAGACCACGCUUACUGAGAAUAUCGAUAAAAUUGUGGAGGCUAAAAAUAAAAUUAUUGGUGUUAACAAAAAUAUUGGCAGCCGUGUUAAUCAGUUGGAUCAGUGGAGAGACGCGGCGGAGACUUUGCUGAACGGUGUGAUCUCAGAUGCUGGGAAAGUGAAAGAUAAGUUGAGUCCUGAUGACAAAAGUAGGCCGCUUAGUGAGCAGAUUAAUAAAAUUAGUGAAGCCAAGGAUGCAAUUGUCAAGGCUGAUAAACAACUUGAAAACCAUCUUGGGAGUUUGAGUGACUGGAAGAGAGAGGCUGAGAGUGUGCUUGUAGGAGCAAUAAAAAAGGCGGAGAAUGUGUGGAAAGCGUUGGAUGAAACAAAAAAAGAAGAUAAAUCGCUUGGAAAAAAUAUUGAGAACAUUGAGACCGCAAAAAAGGCGAUUGAAAAUGCGAAUCAGAGUCUUGGUGAGGAAGUUGGGCACUUGAAUAACUGGCAUACUGCGGCUGACAAAAUUGUCGCAGCUGGAAAAGUGAAGUGUGAAAAAAUUUUGGAGAGAGUUAUUAAAGAUGGCAAAACUGAGGGUACGCAAAUUGGUAUAAACGCCCAAGCCUUACAGAAAAAAGCUGAGAACCUUUUGGACGCUUACAGCACGGCGCAUAAGAAUGUUAAGGCAUUGGAGUCGGCAGUUCCUAACGCUAUCAAGGAUUUGGAAGCCGGCAUGAAAGAGGAUUUGGAGAGGCUGCAAAGGGAUAUUGUGCAGAAGAUGAGAGAGCAUGUUGGCGGGAUGCUUGGUGAAAUUCAGAAGAGUGUGGAGAGCAUUAAGGGGAAGGCAGGAAAUAUAGCUCCAAAUAGUCAAUGGGAACAUAGUAAUAUAGGCUCCGGCCUUGCAGGCAUUUCAACGAAGGUGCAGAAAUAUUUCGAAGCGUUCAACGGGCAGUGGCCGUUUGACCGUAUAGUCGGCGGUUGGAUCGAUGACAUUCUGCAGCACAACGGUGUGGUUAAAAGGCUGCUUGGAUGGGAUCGUAACAGGGAAGAGGAUAUUAAGAAGGAGCUUCAUGACAGUGGUAUCGGAGGCUCAAUUAAGUCGCCGCUCGACGAACAAAUCAAGGCAGCGGUUGCCGUGUUCAAAUAUACACAAUCCACUGCUACCGACGGCAUCGAGUCUAAAAUCUCACAGGUCAAGCAGGCCUGCGAACUGUUUGCCAGGACGCUGGAUGAGGAGAAACUAGAGAAGGACUUUAAAACUGGCGUCCUUGCGAUGGCCAAGCAGGCUAAGGAUGCGAUGGUGGAAGUUGACGAUAAGGAACCGAGCAAACAAAGUCACUUAAAAGGUAUCAUACAAAAGGCAAAAUGCACAUGCUCGUAUGGAAACUGCAGCAGCGGUAAUUGCCUAGAGUGCACAGACCAAAAAUGCAUCCUCACGCAGGCCGUCGCCACCACACUCCUUGCCGUGUCCUCGGUGGGCAGGCAGGUGGGAAAGGAGCUUCAGUCUGUGUUCCUUAGUCCCGACGACGCAAACAUCGCAUCCUUCCUGGACGCUGCGAAGGCGGCAACUGACAAGCUUCACGAGAAUCUGGGGGAAGCGGCGCAAGCCGCGACUAAACCAGGCCCACAACCUCCCACCUCCAGCAGCCAAGGCCCCAAUAACAUUCUGCAGAGCGUUCAGGGGAUUGAAAGGAAGGUUAAAGAGGGGAUGAAGGAUAAUAGUCGUGAUGGCAACAUAAACGUUAAUGAAGUCAUGACAUCGUAUAAAGAGAAGAAAGAUAAAGCAGCAACUAAUUCAGAUGGCAAAUACCAAAUGCUUCUUGCAGACAUCCCCCAGGCGAUGGAGCCUUUCACAACGGAGGCUAAACUCAAGGACCCAAAAGAGCUCUCCAGUCAAAAACAAGCCGUCAACUCCGCCCUCGAAAAAAUCACCUCCGAACUCCAAGCCAUCGCGUGGUUCGUGGAUAAAAGCAAGAACAGUAAGCCCGGCGAUUACACCGGCACUGAUAUGGAUGGCAUCAAGGAUCACUUGGCAAAUUUGAAAAACGCUCUUGACCAGAAAGGAUUUGAUGGAGUUGAGAAAGGCCUUGACGCAAUCAGACUGGCGAUUAACACUCUGCAACAGCAACAGUUCACUACCCAACCCAAAGCAAUCGGCUCAGCCGUCCAAGCAAUUAGGCAGCAGCUUGGAGAGCUUAGAGGGAAGUUGAAGAAAGAUGGUGAUAAAAGUGGCGUUAUUGAUGCGCUGGAUGAUUUAAAGGAGAAGGGUCUCGAAGGAAAAGAUCCUUGGUCAGUCAACGGUCAAUCUCUCAGCGGCCUUGGGAAAAUCCAGGAGGACCUUAAAAAACAGAAUGAGACAUUAGGCAAACAGCCUGAAAUAAUCACUAACGCCAUCAGCGCAAUUAGGGAUCAACUAUUUCAGAUAGGAAUAAAGUUGAAUAAGCCCUUCGACUACGAUGACGUUUUGGACAAAUUGAUUCAGUUGCAAAGGAAGCUUGGCACAGCGGACGCCCAAAAUUAUGGUGUCAAUCUAAAGAAAAUCUACGAUGAAAUUCAUUGGCAACAAAUCAGUACAUUCACCCACAAACCCUACGAAAUUCAGGCAGCCAACGAGGCAAUCAAAGUGGCACUCAACGAGCAGAUGGACACGCUGGACAAAGAGGUCAUCGAGAAGCUGACCAAUUUGAUGACCACGGGGCUGAGUGAUCAGGCAAGUUGGCAGCCUAGUGGACAGAAAAAUGCCAAGGGCUUUGAUCAUAUUAUUAGUGACCUCAGCAAUCAACAAGACACAUUGACCAAACAGCAUCCGGCAAUCGGCAGUGGCGUUCAGAAGAUCACCAGCGAGCUUGACGAGCUGAGGAAGCAGUUGCAGGGUAAGGACGGCGAUUUGGCAGAAAAUAGAGGCGUGAUAAAGAAUAUGGAAUUUCUGAUAGGGAAGAUUGGAAAACAAGAUGACGAUCCUAAUAGCCUCAAGAAAAUCAAGAAAGAGAUUGACACGCUCAACAAGCAGACAGUCCCCAAGGUCAGUGAACACCUUGAUAAGCUCUGUGCGAAAAUCAGACUGCAAGCACGGGACGCCAAAUUCUUUUUAAAGGAACUGGAAGAAGUAAGCGUCGAUGAGAAACUGAAAGGCAUAAAGGAUGACAUCCACACCCUACGCAUAGAUGACCUCCAGGCGGCCAUCGCCAUGUGCGCUGACUUCCUCACCAACGCCGAUUACAUAAAAUGGGAGAAAGUGGAAAACAUUGAACGCUUCGUAGACAAGGAGAUAGAAAAUGCAAUCGCGGAGCUCACCAAGCAGGCGCGGCGGGACUACGUGGAGUCCGCGAAGGACGCGCUGAAACACUUCGCCGCCAAGGUGGCCGAGGAGCUGGGGGAGCUGCCCGGCGAGAUAAACAGGGAUCUCUUCGUGGGCUUCAAGGGCUUCAUGAAAUACGUGUACGGACAUUUUGAUAACCUCGAAAGCGUGAUGGAAGAGAAGGAAAUUCAAGCAUUGUCCUCCGCGUUCCAGAAUUUCUUCGCGCCGCUCGACGAGUAUCUCCGUGAGGAGAUUGAGAGAGUGAAGAAGCAGAGUGACGACGAAAAGAAUCCCUCACUGCCGAAGUCGGAAGAGCCCUACGCCGCCGAGUGGGACGCCGUGCACAGCGAUGUCAACGCCCUGCUCAAUUACCUCUGCGUGACGCAGGGCUUCGACGACAGGCUGCGAGGCCUGCUCCACAACCUCACCGACGCGCUCACACAGCUGAGGCCGCAGGGCUUCCAGAAGCCCUCCACUCCCACGCUGGACUCCGUGAGCAGGGGACUCAGUGCCUUCGCCGGUGAGUUCGGCGGUGCGUACAUCUCCACUUACUCGGGCGCGGAGUGCCGGGAGGCGGACGCCGACAAGUACGCCAAGGUAUUGCUGAGCUUUAUUCCGAUGGCGCACAAUGCUCACCAACCUGGCUGCCAAAUGCGGCACCAACUGGCGAGGCAAUAA
Messenger RNA from Babesia ovata, 10284 nucleotides. RefSeq names its product Extracellular matrix-binding ebh. The transcript has 3 exons. The record is from RefSeq and is a predicted model, not a curated record. The coding region runs from base 1 to 10284 and encodes 3427 amino acids. Lineage: Eukaryota; Apicomplexa; Aconoidasida; Piroplasmida; Babesiidae.